This is a messenger RNA of Zingiber officinale, 1509 nucleotides long. RefSeq lists its product as uncharacterized. Bases 293 to 1273 code for a protein of 326 amino acids. Lineage: Eukaryota; Viridiplantae; Streptophyta; Magnoliopsida; Zingiberales; Zingiberaceae. The record is from RefSeq and is a predicted model, not a curated record. The transcript has a single exon.
GAACCGUUUCAUCCACUACUUCUACGAUUCCAUGAAUGCGCUUCCCCAUUAAGCAUUCUUCUCCAGCUUGCUUUGCAGAAAGGGCGAUCGAUCGAGCGGACGAGGAAGAAGAAGGAAGAAAGACGAGGAACAAACAAAUAAAUCCCAUUUUCUUCUUCUUCACGAAUCUUUCCUACUUUUUAGGGUUCUUAAAUUGCUAGAUCUCUUUAUUCGAUCGAUUUCGGUAUUUUCUAGGGUCCGAUCGCUCACUUUGCUUGCUGGACACGGUUCUAGGGUUUCUAGAUUUGAAUCGAUGAACGAUCCCACGCAGAUGAUGAUGAAUCGUGGCUUCGGGAUCUGGCCCCCUCCGGCGCCGGAGGAUCCGAUGGGGUUUUCCAACCCCUCCCGGAUCCCUCCGCCCUUCGCCGCCCCAGGAGGAGCCAUGCCCGGUCGCAUCAUGAACUGGAAGGCUAAGACGGCGGCGGAUCACCGCAAGAAGAAGGCGGCCGCUGCUGCCGGAGGCGUGCCACUAGGUGGCGGUGGCGGUGGCGUGGCUGGCGUAUACAAUCCGCCCGCGCUCCAAGAGCUUCAGUACGAGAAUCGUGUAAAGGCGCGCCGGUUCUACCCCAAGAAGAAGUUCGUUCGUUCCGCCCCUUUCGCCCCCCGGAAUACGACCUCCUUCCUCAUCCGCGCCAAGAAGUCGGGAGGCAUCGCCCCGCUGGUCUCGCCAUGCCCCGUCACGCCGGCGGUCCUCCCGACGCCCAAGCUCUCCCCGACGCGCGAGGACCUCGCCGACAUGGUCAAGGAGGAGUGGGGCGUCGACGGUUACGGCUCCAUGAAGGGCCUAAUCCGUCUCCGGUCGCCGAGCGGCCACGAGAUCCGGCCCGGCGAGGAGGAAGACGACAACGACGAGGAGACGUCCAGCGAGAGCGACGUGGAGGAACACUUGGAGGUCGAGCGCCGGCUGGACCACGACGUGAGCCGGUUUGAGAUGGUGUAUCCCAGUGAGGAGCACGGGCCGGCCUCCGAGCUCCUGGAGAGCAGGGUGAACGGCCAGGACGUGCACAUCGCGCAGCUCGAGGAGGAGAACAUGACGCUAAAGGAGCGGCUUUUCCUGAUGGAGAGAGAGGUCGCCGAUCUGAAGAAGCGGGUGCUGCUGCUGGAAUCCAUCAACGGCGUCAGGGAAGAAGACGACGACGACAAGAACAAUAACCACGACGGCAACGACGCCGCCGAGGAGGACGGCGAGGAGUGCUCGGAAGGCAGCAGCAUCGGGGCUGCCAUGGCGGAGUGAGUCCACACCUCCUCAGUGGGUCCUUCUUCCAUCUCUUCUUCUCCUUCUUCAGUAGAUAAUCCAUGUGCCUGAAUUCUUGCUUAGAUAUCAAAUUGUAUCUUUUGAUUAGUAAUCUUGUAGAAGAUCUGCCUUCUUAUGGUUUGCCUUCGUAUCGUAUGUUAAUUCUGUGAAUUUACUUCUUAAAUUUGUGUAAUCUUGAACAAUUUGAUUUCUAUUUUCCUUUUGCAUUGAUUGAA